ACGUAUUGGCACCGAUACACACAUACAUCACCAACUGAUAUAUAAUACUAGAUUUCUUGCAGUCUAUUAUUAGAGAGAAGAAUUGAGUUGGAAGAACCCAGAAAAAGAAACAAAAAAUAAAUAAAACGAUGUGGUGGCCAUUCAGCAGAAUAGGAUCUUCUGGGUUUUCAUCAUAUUCUACUGCCGAGGAAGUUACUCAUGGAAUCGAUGGAAGUGGUCUCACUGCUAUUGUUACAGGAGCAUCUAGUGGUCUUGGUGCUGAGACUGCUCGUGUCCUUGCUUUGCGUGGUGUCCAUGUGAUUAUGGGGGUGAUAGAUAUGAUUGGUGCAAAAACUAUCAAGGAAGCAAUACUUAAGGAGAUUCCCAUAGCUAAAGUUGAUGUCAUGGAGUUAGAUCUUAGCUCUAUGACAUCUAUUCGGAAUUUUGCAUCAAAUUUCAAUUCAUCUGGUCUUUCAUUGAAUAUUUUGAUAAACAAUGCAGGGAUUUGUGCAGCUCCUUUUGCACUAUCCAAGGAUAACAUUGAACUUCAAUUUGCCAUAAAUUACUUAGGCCACUUUCUUUUAACAAAUAUGUUGUUGGAUACUAUGAAGAAAGCAACAAGUGAAAGUAAGAAACAAGGAAGAAUUAUUAAUGUCUCCUCAAUUGGUUAUCGAUUCACGUAUCGUGAAGGAAUCAUUUUUGACAAAAUUAACGACCAAUCAAGUUACAACAAUUGGUGUGCAUAUGGCCAAUCAAAGCUUGCUAACAUUUUACAUGCCAAUGAACUCGCAAGACGUCUCAAGGAAGAUGGAAUAGAUAUUACUGCUAAUUCUGUUCAUCCAGGAGCCACUGUUUCCACCAAUAUUCACAUUCAUAGUGGUUUAUUAAAUGGUUUACACAAAAUAGCAUGGCUAUUUGGACUCGAGAAGAUAUUGGGAUAUAUGGCAAAAAAUGUGCAGCAAGGAGCAUCAACAACAUGUUAUGUAGCCUUGCACCCACAAGUGAGUGGAAUCAGCGGCAAGUAUUUUGAAGAUAAUAAUCUUGCAGAAGUAUACUCACAUGGAAGGGACAUGAAUUUGGCCAAGAAGUUGUGGGAUUUUAGCAUAAAUUUGACUAAGUAAAAUGCAUAAUGAUAAUUGUCAAUGUAAAUGGAAUACUGUAUUAGAGAAUAAAAAUGCCAAUGAUCAUAUUGUGACUGUUAUUAAGUUAAUCUAUAUGAUGUUACUAUUUUUAAGAGA
This is a messenger RNA of Glycine soja, 1217 nucleotides long. Its product is annotated as short-chain dehydrogenase TIC 32, chloroplastic-like. The transcript is spliced from 8 exons. The coding region runs from base 129 to 1100 and encodes 323 amino acids. The record is from RefSeq and is a predicted model, not a curated record. Lineage: Eukaryota; Viridiplantae; Streptophyta; Magnoliopsida; Fabales; Fabaceae.